Molecule: messenger RNA, 916 nt
Organism: Dicrocoelium dendriticum
Lineage: Eukaryota; Metazoa; Platyhelminthes; Trematoda; Plagiorchiida; Dicrocoeliidae
Source: the annotation of a GenBank genome assembly
AUGCACAGGUGUUACAGAUUGUUCAUCUUUUUGCUUCUGUUUGAAUACGUACAUCCCGCCGUGAUCAACACAACCGAUGGCCCGGACCGUCUAUACCGUUUCAAACGAAUAAUCGGUGGGAGCCCGGUUCGAAAAGGUACCUACCCAUGGGCUGUGUCAGUACAGGCCAAAAGGCAUUCCGGACUCGGGGCGCUAUUGAGACCGAAUAACGAACACUACUGCGGAGGAAACUUGGAGUACGAUAUUGCACUGUUCCAGCUCAAGGAAGCACCAGUAUUGCGGAAAAUCAAUGAUUUGGCUCCGCUAAGACUACCCGAUUCGCGUGCUGGUGAGAAAUGGCCAGCAGCUGGACAGACUUGCAUAGCUGUGGGAUGGGGCUGCAGCUUCGCCGAAGGACCACCCACAAUGAAAAUCCAGGCGAUUGAACUACCAGUACUCCCGCCAAACGUGUGCCGGAAAAUGUAUUCUGCCUAUAUUAACUUGACAACUAGUCACGAGUUUUGCGCUGGUUACCACAAAGGUAACCGUGGAAUAUGUCCGGGUGACAGUGGAGGCCCACUUGCCUGCCCCGCAGAAGACGGCUCCCUACAACUGGCCGGUAUUGUCUCAGCCACGCAUGCAAAGCAGCCAGCUGACUAUCCGGCUGUCUUCACUCGUGUGUCCUAUUUCAGUGACUGGAUCAGCCAAGUGAUCAAGAUGAAUCCACCAAAAAUAGAAAGAAAUAUAUUUUCCUUUAUACACGUGAAGAAUUGAUCCACCCUUCCACAAUCAUCAAAUCCAACAUCUCACUUGUACUGGGCAUAGAGUAUUCGGAUCUGAUCCCAAGUUCUACAUCAAUCACUUUGAACGAAUACAUAAUCACAUUUCUUGCCAUAGAAUGAUCAAAAUACACACAUCCCUGUCAAAACUAUGGUCC